AAAAAAGGUGUAUUAACAUUACACUUCCCGUAUAGCUGCUUAGGAAGAUCAAUAAAGAUUCCAACACGUUGAAUUCCUGUUUGAGGUCACGAGGUCAGGUCCAAAAAAGCUAUAUAUACCGUACUGCAAAUAUUAGUUAUCUAUCUCGGGUUAUUUCUGUGUGGAUUCACCAAGUCUGAAUACUCAUCUACUGAGGGCGUACAGUGCAAUGAAGCUCUACUUGUUUGCGGUGAUAGUUUUGGUCGGCCAUUUUACUGUCUCUGCUGUAAAGGCCGAUGAAGGUUCUUGGGAAAAGAUAAACACUAGUCCUGUGUGUUUCGGGGCAAAGAAUGACAAUUAUGGAACGUUUAAGCCCACCCGCCAUGGCUUCCUGGCUGCCGUGAAGCUUGUUCACAGAGUGGGCUACGUCGCAAAUGGCCCUGAUCAAACUGUUCGUAGCUAUUGGGGCUCCAACAGAGAGCACCACAAUCUGGACAUUCUUGUGACAAAUACCAGGAACGAAGUCAUCUUCCCUCUAACUGGAGUGCGGUACAUGGGUGUUAGCAACCCUGGUCGGUGGUACGAAAUGGACGCCUUCAACGCCUUGUCCCCCGAGCUCGUUCUACAACACGGGUUUGACAAGGGGUACUACGUCGGCCCCCAGUCAAUACUGCGAGUGUGGUAUGGGGAGGAUCUGUACAACUACACCGAGUCGGAUAACUCGGGCACAGAAUGCGUUGAUGUCUAUGGAUACUUCAUCUGAUUACCGGAUCACCAAGCUACCAUAUAUAAGAACUGAUGAUUAUUAAAUGUGUCAAUCAUUCACUCAUUUUAAAAACUGUCGUUUUCUUGCUUGCUCGGGCUAUUUUCCUUAUCAGGACAUAGUAUAUUUGGGAUUCCACUUCAAUCAUUACUUCGCUUUUUUGUUGCACUAGAACAGUGUACGUCUCGAAUUUUCACACAAACUUGCAGGAAUUCGUGUUUGUUAACUACAUUUUUUGGCAGCCAUUUUGAAAAUAGGCCCAGACCCUAAGGAUUAGAAUAUCACAGAUUUCCCCCGAAACGCCCAGGCCCUUUUAAGACUUUUGUGACUGCGGAGAUUCUUUAUUUUCUGAGAACAAAUUUGAGGCUUUAGGGAUGGGUAGGGCCAUUCAUCCCACAGGUAGCCCAGGCAAUGCAUCUGUUAACCGAUGAGAAAUAACAGUGUUUGUAUGAGCAGAUUGGAGUGAUUUCUAAGCCCGCUAUUUGCCGUGUGUUUUAUUGUGAAUAUCAAUAAAUUAAAUACAAACUUCCAA
Molecule: messenger RNA, 1274 nt
Organism: Nematostella vectensis (starlet sea anemone)
Lineage: Eukaryota; Metazoa; Cnidaria; Anthozoa; Actiniaria; Edwardsiidae
Exons: 4
Coding region: 209-742 (177 amino acids)
Source: RefSeq, a predicted model, not a curated record